Rotaria sp. Silwood2 is the source of this 558-nucleotide messenger RNA. The record is from the annotation of a GenBank genome assembly. NCBI's taxonomy places the organism in Eukaryota, Metazoa, Rotifera, Eurotatoria, Philodinida, Philodinidae.
AUGGAUAUUCAACAAUCAGUAAUCGAGAUGUAUGAAGAAUUAAUGAACAACAUUUCAAAUGAAGUUAAUAUUCAAUCAGCAUUAACUAUAUCAAUCGAACAAAAUUUAAAUAAUAAUAUAUAUAAUAAUAAUGAUGAUAGUGAUGGUAGUAGUAUUGGUGCUCUUAAUCAUAAUAAUAAUAAUACUAAUAUUAAUGGUAAUCAUAAUAAUGUUCUUAAUCGUAAUGAUAUUGCUAAUCAUAAUGAUAGUUUAAAUCCUAAUAAUAACGAAACUAAUAAUCAUUCUUUUAAUCAUAAUAUUAAUGCUAAUAUAUUUGGUAACAUAAAUGGUAGUAUUAAUCAAAAUAAUAAUAGUAAUACAAAUAACAUAAUUAGUCGAAAUGAUCAAAAUGAAGAAACAACAGAAAAUAUUGUUGAAAUCAUCAAUAUACAAAAUAGUAUGUUUCAUAAAGAAAUAAAAAAGAGAAUAAAAUGUAAUAUUUCUAAAAAUAAAAAUAUUUCUGAUAAAAAACCUUUUGAAUAUAUUCGAACAAAUUUUCCUGCAUUGUCUAAUGAUUAA